This is a messenger RNA of Porites lobata, 24405 nucleotides long. NCBI's taxonomy places the organism in Eukaryota, Metazoa, Cnidaria, Anthozoa, Scleractinia, Poritidae. The record is from the annotation of a GenBank genome assembly.
AUGAUGGAUUUUAAAAACAAUUCUCGCUCUUUUACAAACCGCCGAGAUUUGCGGUCACGUGACAUGACACCCCCGCGAGGAGCUUCGAAAGAACCGAAAGACACGCAUGCGUCCAGCUCCUCAGAAUCGUCCGUCAAAAUGGCGUUAACUUGUAAAGUUCAGUAUUUGGACGAUACGGAUCCGUUUGCCAGCACAAAUUUUCCUGAGCCAACACGGCCUCCGACGUAUACGUUUCACUUAAAUAUUCCACUUUUCCAGCAAAUCGCCGGCCUUCAUCGAUUGUUAUCAGCGCCUCACAGUGUACGCCGCUUAUUUUGUUGUUUACGUCUUCAGCUGAGCUUGGAAUAUUUUUCUUGAGUUGUUAGGUGUUUUCGUUCGAUGUGUUUUUAAUGAUUCUGGUCAUUUGUUGGUAUAGAUCGAUGAUGUAGCUUUGCAACUGUCGCAUAACGGAUGUUACUUGGACUUAGAAAGCUCGCUUGAGGAACAAGCCGACAUGUUGGAGGGAUUUUUAGACAGGUUUGAGAAGGCUUGCUUUUAUUUUAGCUCAAGCUUAAUGCCAUGGAAACUUUAAGUGUCUCUAAAGCCACUAUUUUAUUCUGUAGGAAUUAGGCUUGCUUUUUUUAUUAUUCUGCUCGUAAACUAAUUACUCGUUUUCUUUUAUAGCCGCAAAAACACAAUAAUUCUGCGAACAGCCCUCUCUGUUCGAGUACACAACUGUAUAGGUAAGCCUAGUAAAAUUAAACCUACCGCAAAAGAUGGCUUCAAAAUGUUUCUGUUCGUUACCUUCAAAAUGUCCAUUUGCACCUUUUAGCUGUACAUGGACGCAUAUUUUGAAAAAAAUUGUAGCCAUUGCGUGUAGAGAACGGGGACGAGGAAUUUUAAUUUAAAUAGAGUCUAAUAAUAUUAAACUAGCUGUCUGAUCCUUUUCGAAUUUUAUCAAGCACAUACAAAAGCCUUGCCAACUGUUCCAAAACUAAGUUAUUUGUUAUGAGUGAAAGUCUCUUUAAGAUUUGUUGAAUACUUAGAUAUAACGUUUAGAGUUUGCCGUUUUGGCUUUUGGUCAGGUAACAACGCGAAAUCUCUGCAAGGCGCUAGGUUACUUCGCUAAUGAUUGCUUGCCGUUUGUACUGCAUGCUGGCAUUUGAAGUAGCUAGGUUAUGUUACUGUUUGCCCGCUUAUUUGGGUCAAUAAGUCAACAGACGGCUAGUUAGAAUUUUGCGAUUUCCGUUGUCUUCUCUGAGCUUUCGAAUAGUACAAACAAAUAAAACCUAAAACAAUCUUGUUGUUAGUCAAGCCGGUAACUUCCAAUCUUUGACGGGAAGUUUUCACCUAGCGCGUUACGUUUUUCAAGGGUAAUUUGCAUAAAAAUAGGUUUGUAAUCUCCGCUUGGAGCACUGAUCAGUUUACUCGCGGGAUAUUUACUUUGAAUGAUCUGUAUGGCUCCUGUGCGUGAGAUGUGAUUGUUCGUGACUUCAUUUCUUCCCUAGCGAGUUUCAAAGGCACGUUUGGUCAAAGCACUGUGAAUGAACAGCAAGACCCAAAUAACGUACGGGGUUGAUUUCGUGUUGUCCGUUUCAGGGUCAUGCUGAUUUCACCUUAAUGGUUGAGCUCAUUCUUUAAAGUGAACUUUUGAUGACUCAUCGCGAGAAAUUUAGUCACAACACCAUUUUUAGUCAAAGACUCCAUUUUUGCUAUCUCCUGUUUGUAUGCUUUUGUGGCAAGGCAGACCAUUUUCGGGUCCUGUUUUGAAUAGACUUUCUUUUGGUGAUUAUUCAUGCGAGACAUGACUGACGAUGAAUAACUGUGGGCCUUAUUUGUCCUGGAAACAGUGUAUUGUUGUUCAUGCGUGUGUGUGGAAUUGGUGAAAAUUUUUUCUUGUAUUACCAAUCUUUCGCUGUCAUCAAGUGGUCAUGAAUAAUUGUAAGACAAACCAAAAGCUUUCAAGUUCGUUAAGGAAACUGAUUGAAAAUGGAACGCAUCAGUUGAUUAUUUUCAUAUUUUGUUGCUUCCGGUCUUUUGUAGAAUGAAAUAUUCCUCUCAGUAAGCCUACUCAAAAUGCUAGUUUUUGACAGAGGGUAAGGAAAGCCAGUGCAAACUAGUCAAAUCUACGCAAGUUUUUGUUACUAAUAAAAAAAGAGCGAUCUCUUCAAUUUCACUGAUCAAAAAAAAAUUCAGAAAACAGUAGAAUCGUUAUUUUGAGAGAAUUUUAAAAAGAAUGUUUAAUUCAACCCUUUCUGGGGGAAAAAUUAUGGAAUUAUUGUGUUUUGUUCAGAACUGUGUACAUGGCUGGAGAAUUUUUCUAAUCAUCUAGUGUCUCAGUAUUAAAGUAAAAAGUCUUUUCUUUUGAUGUGGCCUGAAGAUGUUGGGAACCCAAAAAAUACUGGUAAUAUUAACUGAAUAAAGGCAGAUUAUUUUUAACUUGACACAAUUUUAUAUAAAAGAUCUAUUCUUAGAUAAGUUUUCUAAAAACACUUUGGUAGUUUCCUGUAUAGAAAAUACUCAACUGACAAAGCUUUGCACCCUGAAUUAAUGGUGCAGUUGUACAGAAUAUUUUGGAAAAUUAGCCUGUAAAAAGAUCACAAUAAAUUCCCUAAAAUGUGAAAUAUAUUUGAAAGAUGAGACAAAACUGAUGGAGGAACACAUUCUAAAAAAAAUUUUCAAAAUGUCUGGAAAUUAAAGUAAUUACCACAAAAGGUUAAAGUAUAUACAUGUGAAGAAUUAAGAAAGUUUUCAAAACAUGUCAACUAUCAUAGUUUUCAUGCUCUGUCUAAUUUACGCUAAAGAAAAGUGGAAAAUUGAUUUGUGUUUUAGUUAUUAUAUGAAAAGUAUUCUGUCUAUGUUUGUGAAAAUUAGGAGUGCUAUCCUAGGUAUGGAGCCUAUGUUUCAUAAAUAAGAAAUUUGCAAAACAACAUAAAAGCAUGCUUUUUCUAUCAUAAAAAAGUGUGGAGAUUACUGAAACAUGCAAAAAGGAGAAAUGUAUGGACUAAACAUGCAAGUAACCAGUUUCCGUAAACUUCUAAUUUUGGAGGGAUGGGGAGGCAGUGUGACAAAACAGCAAUGUUUGAAAAUAAAUGUCUCAUUGGCAUAUCAAAAUGAAAGUACUAUUUUAAUCAUGGGUUUGUUUUUAGGGCUGUCAUUGACAUCUAGGAGGGGGGGGGUCAGUGGUUUCCCCCACUAUGAGAAAUGUGAUCCCUAGCUACUUUCAUACGAAAAUUGAGGAAAAGUUAAACCUAUAGAAAUUCCUAGUUGUUUGAUUAACCGGCUACUUGUUAUAUGUACCUGGCAACUCAAAAUCUUAGUGACAGCACUGUAUUUGUUUCUUUCAAAAUUAAUAUUGAUGAUUUAGUUAUUCUGUUUAUAAUAAUAAUUAACAUUAGCCAGAAAUGUGUACUACAAAAUUUUUACAUAAACGUAGUGAGUUAGAUUGGUUCGAGCGCCAGCUUGGACAAUGUCAAUCACCUUAUUCUAUCAUUGUCAUUCUGAGUUCUCUGAUACCAGCGAACCCAGUAUCCACAAGAAGUGUAUGUUUGAAUGUGGUGUUAGGUUGUCCUUUCUUAGAUUGUCGUCAUAAUUAAUAUUUUGUUGUACAUUAAAUUAUUAUGUUAUAUAAAUAUUGAUAACAUGCAAAUGCUGUGUAAUCCACAAUAUAAAAAGAAGGCAUCAGUUAACAUCUGCUGUGUUAUACAAAUUACCAAAAUCAGUGUCUGCAAAUUUAAACAUUUGCAGCAGUGUCCAGGUAUGAUUUUUUUAUGUCAGUGGAUUUCAGCAUUUUUUUCUUCUGCAUUUUUUUUUUAAACCAAUUAAGUGUUUUCAGGUACUACUGUUAAUCCGAUACAAUGUGGCCUUUUGUUUAAGCUCUCUCUGAAGACACAAUGAAGUAACAUAAUCCUAUUAAUGUCAAUGUUAUUUGGGGAUUUCAACAACAAAGUAGUUUGUAGGUGUCCUUGCCUAUGAUGUUCCAAUCAAAGAGCCAUUUUUAAUUAGUUAAGUAUCAGCAAGAUGAAACAAGGAUGAAUAAAGAUUCACAGUGUGUGAUUUAGCAACAACAAAAAAAACCAACAGUGGUAUGAAAACCAUUACAUUACAUUCAUGAAACCAACCAAUGGAAAAGAUAGACUACAUGUUAGCCCUAUUUUGCUGGUCUUAAUUAAUUAUAGUAAGUAGUUUAUAAGGUGCAAAACAUUAAAACAAAUUUUGUUUUGUCUUCACAAUUUUUUUGAGUAUUCCUUGUCGAUGUUCUCACGGUGUUGUCUUACUUAGGUAAUCCACAAUGUACACAUACAUGGCAUUGUUAAUAAUCCUCUACCAUAAGGGAAUGGGCAUUCCUAAAGAGAACUACCUAUGAAGCUUAAGGGGAAACAUGGGCCAACUGAUACCAUUUACAUCAGGCAUCAUUCGCGUUACAUUGCAUUUUCGACAAUUCUUUAGUAUGCUGUUGCCUAUGAACCACCAAUGAAAUAUUAUUUGUUUGUUUAUAUGUAGUGCCUGUCCCUCUACAUCUCUGACAAAUCUUUACCCAUAAACAGUCUCUCUCAAUUACUAAUGAAUGCUGCCACUAUAAAUUUAACCUUUACCAACCAAACUGUGUGAUAAACCAUCCUUUCUUGUAUUAUUAGAUUCAUGAGUUUAUGUAUUUAUUUUUUACAUUUUUUUUUUCAUGAAAAUGUUUAUGUUAUUAUGAAUGCCCAUGGAGACUCAUGUGAUCAAGGAAACUAGAAAAACAAAUAUAAUAUAAUAAUGUGAAUUACCUAGAAAUCAUUUUCUUUUAUGUAUGUUAAUGGAUUUUAUAGGAAGAGUAACCUGCUUGUACAUUGCAAGCUCGAUAUAAUGAGCUGCCAGAGAUGGGGAUUUAUUUUGUGUUUGUUAUAACAUGGUAUGGUAUGUUGUUGUAGCCUGGGUCAGGGAAUAUCAACUAUACCCCUGAGGUGUUUGUUGUAUAGAGAUUUAAUUUGAAGUUCCACUGUGAUGCAUGUGUGAAGCUGACAGCAAUCAUUUCGAAAGUAACAUUCAACAUGAGUUAACAUGCUCACUUCUAAAUCUUUUUCUCUUACAGCAAAACUGCUUGCUGCUUCAGGCAGAGAGCUUAGAAGGUCUUUAUUUUCCUUGAAGCAAAUCUUUCAGGUAGGGUUCUAUUGUAUGAGGAAAAGAAAGAGGGAAACAUUAUAAGUUAAAAUUAUAACUUUCCAAUGGUGCACAAGUUCCUAUCCUUAUACAUGUGCCAGUGUAUGUGCAGGUAGGUGUCGGUCUUAUGGCUAUGAAUUUGAUGCAAAUUCACAGUGAAAAAUUAUUGGUCUUCCUGGUUCACAAAAAAGAUGCAUAUGUUGUGCUUCAUUUUUAUCCUUGGUUUAAAUUUUAUUGCCCUUGGGGUAUGGUAAUUUAUGAUAAUGAGUUUAAACAAAGGGAAAUAAAAUUUAAGCCAAGGAUAAAAUUGAACCACAACUUAUAGUAUAAAUUAAUUGGUUUCACCCUACAUGGAUGCAUGUGUAGCUAGGACAAGGCACAGAUGAGUUCAAAUGUUGGCAUUUUAACUUUGUCUGUGAACAUUCUACAGGACGACAAGGACCUUGUGCAUGAAUUUGUCAAUUCUGAUGGCUUGAGUGCUCUGAUAUCUGUAGGACAGGAUGCCGACCAAAACUAUCAGAACUACAUCCUCAGAGGUAAUCAAACAAUAAAAAAUUAACGUUUAUUUUUAAUACAAAUACUUAAUUACGUCUUUUCAGGAAGAAUAAAACAAAUAAUUCAAAUGGAACAUAACAUGGUUAAGAAUCCCAACUGGUAGGUGGCAAACCACUUGCCUAUAUUACGAUGGUGGCCAAGGAUUUGAUUUCGGGGCCACUGAGAGUAAUUCCUUCAGCUAGUAGGCAGGUCAGGACUCGAACUCGGGGCCUCUGGAUUACAAGCUCAGCUCUAUAACCACUUAGCCGCGCUUCUUCCUUUUCAUAAGGAAACAUUAUAUUUUGUUGUUAUUUAUAUAUGGUGUGUACGGUUAUUGCCUGCGGUUUAUCGGCUGAUUAAUGAUUAUAGGGCUUAUGCUAGAAUCAAAAUAAUGUUUCACAUAUAUCCAAGACUGUGUUGUCACAGUGUCUCUAACAGUUCCUGGGGUCCUUAGCUGACUAACGUUUACCAUUUGGGCAAGUGGAAAAACAUACUGUGUUCCUGGGUACACAGGAUUGCAUUUCUGGGAGCUUUAGCAGGGCUUCUCUCUGGUUAGUCUAAUAGCACCUCCACAUGUGCAUGGGGUACAAUUCAGCAAUUUAUUGUCCAUCUGGAUACAUCUCUGUGUCAAAGUUGUCAUUUAUUAAUCUCUUUUUCUUGGCUUUAACAACAAAAUAUUUAAUCUUGCCUGGGCUUUUUGAAAACACUAAGUUCUGUUUUCAAGAUGCAGGUGGGAGAAAUAAACAUUUGAGAUGAUGAUUUCAAAUAUGACAAUGAUGAAAUUAUUGUUUACAGCCAUUGGACAGAUUAUGUUGUAUGUGGAUGGAAUGAAUGGUGUUAUUAACCACAGUGAUACUAUCCAGUGGCUUUAUUCCCUCACAGCCUCCAGAGUAAGUAAUUAUAUAUACUAACCUCAGUUUUAAUUAUUCUUUAAAAUUUUAGUCAAAGUUGUUAUCAGUUUUAUCAGUGAACAUGUUAAUAACUCACAACGGUCGACAUGUUCCAGGUAAAAAUUAAUGUGAUUUCAGGUUAAUUUUGAUUUAACAUAGGUUGAUUUUAGGUUAGAAAUUGGGAAUUAACCUACCGGUAGGUUGAAAAAUUUUAACCUGAAAUCAUAUUAAUCUGUAACAUUCAUAUGCAUUUUUGUGAAUGAGCAAAACAGCGGACUAAGACAAAGUUAGGGUCAAUGAAAACACAAAAAUGAAUGAGGCUAAUAUCAAGCCAUCUUGACUGAAUAAGAUAGUGCAACCAAUCCAAGAUCCUCCUGCAAUGUUGACUAGAAACGGAAACUGCUGACUGUUUAGUUCUAAACUUUUUUGCUUUUUGUCUUUUUCUGUUGUGUAAGCUGCUGCGAGCCACUGAUUGGUCCUGUCUAGGUGUCAAAUGUUGUAAUUUUUUUCUAUAUUUGAACGACACUGUAAAUACAAGUACUUCCCCUUCUUGGCUAUUUUUCACCGUAGAGUGUUACUAAAAAAAUGCAGGAAAUCCUGAUGGGGCAAGAUGUUUCCUCCUGGAAAUUUUGCAUAAUUUGCUUGUGUUAUUCACACUCUACCAGAAGGCCUGUAAGGAGGUUUGACAGUUAUAAACUCAACUCUCUUUGAAGGGAAACCUCCUACAAUGGACACCUAGAAUUGGUCAGUGCUAUUUGCCAGUCCUUUUCUUUCACUCCCUGUAGUAAGGCACCUAUGCAAGAGGUAUGCAUAAUCCCAGGUCCAAUGAUCCACUUCAUAGAGAAUGGACUGUAGUUUAAGAUCUUAAUGCCUAAAAAUCAAACCAGAGCAUUUGAGUCAUGGAGUAGGUUCACUGUUAAUGUGAAACUCUGUUUUCUUGUCUUCAGUUUCGACUUGUGGGAAAGACAGCUCUGAAACUUCUUCUGGUCUUUGUGGAGUAUACAGAAUCUAACUCAAAGGUGUUGUAUGAUGCAGUUCAAACAGUGGAUAGUAAUCAAGGUAUGCUAAAUAGAUAUUUUUCUUGAUUAUUAUUCUCCAUUAUCCCCUGUCUUAAAAAUUUAAUGUGGCUAAAUAUCAUUUAGGCAAAGUUAAACUCGAGUGAGUUGGCCAGCGGUCUUCUCCCACUCCAGUACAUGACCUACAGGUCAGCCCUCGGUGAAUUGCAGGGCUCCUUGUGUGCUCUUUUGCUAGUGUUGCCUUGCAUUGUAAAUUUGCUUGCUGAUCGUAGCGGAUCAAUUUUUGCCUUCUUGUGAAUCAUUGUGGAUUCUUGCUCCCUCUCCUCCCUCCCUGCUUGGUGGUUUCGUAAGUAUUUUCUCAGAUUAGUGUUCUCUUAUGUAAGUAUCUCCACUGUAUUUCAUUCAGUGUGACGUUGCCGGUUAGUGGCCACUCUUGGGGUGGUUCCCGCUUCCAGGGUUGCCAUGGAUAUCCCCUCUCUACUUAUUGCAUUUGGCCCCCCACUAACCUUUAAGGCACCUGCUCCCAAGCUCAUCAUUAACGAUGAGUUUUAUUCCAAAUAAUGAAAAUCCUAUUAAAGUGAGCAGUGGUCAUACUAACGGGGUUUUCUUCUUAUUGCUGUGAAACAUGUAAUUUGUUGGUAGGCUGGCAUUUGCCAAUAAUCAGCCUGGAGUUUGUCAACAAUGGACCAUUGCUAUCCAUCUUGUUAGUAACCAUUUGGACUUUUUUGCCAACUUGGAACCUUGCACCAGUUAUUAAUGUCUGCAAAGCCAUGCAGAUAUCCUUGUUCAAGACCCCUAUGGAUGCAAUGAAAUACUAGAAGUGUGUUUCGAAUUUCUGUUCAACCUGAUUGGCAAAUUGACAAUGGCUUUUUUAACAGGCCAAUCAUGACACAUACUCAAAUCCUUGUACACAGGUGGGGGCCCAAGGAAAAAGGAUUUCGGCGCUGUUUAACAGACGGACUUAACCAGAGUUUAGUUUCAUGUGUGGCGCAGAUUAGUUGCACUAUGGAUUGUUAACAUUUCUUGCUCCUGUUGCUUGUUUUUUAACUGAAAGGGCUCUUUGUAUCUUAAUAGGUGUCAAGGACUGGCAAGAAAUCGUAGGAAUAAUGACAGACAAAGAAUCACAGGCUGAUGAGGAGAUUCUCAUUUAUGCUAUGACACUCAUUAAUAAGGUAAGAUCAAAGCUUCAUCAUAAUUUUGUUGUGAGAAAAAAAUGGUCUUUGGUUAGAACACCUCAUUCCAGUGAAAGAAAGUUUGUAUUAAUUGGAAAUCCUGGUUUUCAUUUUGCCUGUCCAAUCAAAAUAACUGGAAAGUUCUUUGUAUUUUUUUAAGCCACACUCAGCAACACUAGUUCUGAGAUGACCAUGGUUAUGAGUAGAUCACUUGGGUGGUACAAAUAAUUAUACUUUGAUUAUAUUGGAGCCUCUGAGGUCCUUGCAUUGAAGGUCAUAUUCUGUUUAACAUGUUUAUUGUUAAUGGAUUUGAUCAUUAAUAUCAUUCAUUUCAGGUUCUAUAUGCCACCCCAAGUCAAGAUGGAUUUUAUGACAUAACAGAUGCACUUGAAGAACAGGGGAUGGAGCAGAUUAUCAAGGUAAAAUUUAUGAGCAAAUUUAGAGCGGAACCAACGGUCUAUGCGCCUCACCCCCCACCCACUCUCAACACAGCUCUUCUUGAAAAUUUAUGUUUCAGUUGUAAAUAGUUUUAAGCAAAACGUAUCUUCUAAAACGUUAAUUUCUGGUCACUUCUGCUCUCCACUACCAACGUGAUACAUCAAAGCCAUAUGCCAACCAAAAGUAUCGUUUAACAAGAAGAAAAAGAAGUUUACCGGUAAUUUUUUGGUCACAUACAAUGUAUGCUUUCAGAUGCAUCAGAAGAAAGCAGGGACAAAUAUUGAUUUGAUGGAGCAGUUUAAUAUUUAUGAGGUAAGUGUUCAUAUGUAGAUGUUCUGUUGAUGGGAAUAAUGACCUUUUUGCACCACGCAAUAUUAGUUUUAUAACUAGGGUUCUGAUUUUUUUUAUUAUCAUGUUAUUCAAACCUUUUUUAGUCAACACAUUGUUGUAGUCAACUGUGGUGUUAAAAGUUUGUUUCAAACUUUUUUUGCAAUCAGUAUUGAACGUAUCAAAAGAGAUGAGAUGGAAUAGAAGAAAUAAACAGAAAAGUAAAAUGAUGAUGAUGAUGAUGAUGAUUUCAAUUCCAUCUUCUGUUUCACGGUUACACCCAGCAAUCGAGAGUCGCGUUUACGGCAAACGGCAAACGUGAAUUUGUACCAGAAGACUAAGUUUUCCCUUUACGCAUCGUUUACCGUUCAUUACUCCUUUUCAAAAAUGAUUAGUUUCACGCCAGUUUUAUCCUUAAAAACUGUUUUGGACAGUUUUUAUCUGCUCAAUUGCUAUUUAGAGAAAUUCUCAACUUGAAAGUGACGUUUGCCAUUUGCCGUAGACGUGACCCUAAAUUUCUCGAAUAUCAUCAUAGCUUGAGGUACUAGUCCACGUGCAUGUCACUAACAUACGCCCUAAUGUAGUUUGUACUUUGUUUAUUUUAAGACGGCCCUCCGGAUUGAGGAUGGCGAUGAGGAAUUUCCUGCCUUUGGAAGCUCACCUUCAAUAAGGUAUUGCAUUAACUUCAAGUUAUAGCAAAGGUAUAACCCUUUUGAUUUUAGACCAUGUUAUGGCACCACGCAAUACUAAGUGGUGUUUAAGUCAAGAGCUGCCAAUCAACAGUCAUCGAGUGCUACGUUGCUACACCAUGGUGAUCUUAAAGGAUUGCACCUUAAUGACAUAUUUUGGGUGGUUCAAUUUUUUGUAAAGAUUUCAUGCCAGACAUCUUGAUUUCCACGAAAUAGCUAAAGUACCAUAGUUAUCAUGCGCUCUUUACAAUAUUUGUUACAUACUUUUUUGCUUCUAUGAAGACCAGCCACUUUAAACAAUGAUUAGCUUGUAUGCAGAAGUAUCUAAAAGUUUUGUCACAAAAAAGAUAGUCUUUGUUGCCUUUUAGCAUAUCCCAUUAUUACUCACACGUUAGAAAAUGUUUUUCAGACAACACAUUGCACAUUCCAUCCUCGCGCGCAAAUGAUUGCUUCAUUAGUGCUAACAAAUGACUUCUCUCCUUAGACAAAGAAAGAGAACAGCGGCGUUUGGCACAGGUAAUAAACUUAGAAGGCAAACAAGUGUUGUUUUCCAAAAUCGUUAUUGAUCAGGAAAAGUAAAGUAAGACUAAAUUUAUUUUUAAAAAAAGUCUCGUUGGCCUUGAUUUCAGGCUCUCAGAUCCUGAAAAAAAAUGCUCUGCUGGAGUUGUGUUGUAGUUUUAUUCAGUUCGGUACUGGUAGUAAGCACACACUUCUGCUUAUACUUGGCUGUUCUGCCUUAUAAACGCCCUAAGGAUCGUACCAAUCAACCCAGAAUCUGAGGUCUGGCACUUAGGGAUAAUUUAUUUGUACCUUUUCGGUGCAGGAAUGUCUCAUUAGCGGCGUUAACACUCGUCCUGGUUGUUUAAAAGAUCAAUGAUGCGAUCAACCAAGAAUAUACAUGAAAUACGUUGAGAGGUUAUAGACCCUUUAAAAGGAAGGAUGGCAAUCAUGAGGAUUCCUGUAGUUUUCCUUUGAAAUGCUUGCAAUGCCCUUCUCCCUUUCUCUAAAAGUGCACAGAAGAUUACUUAACAAUUGUCUAAGACAAUGUUCACGUUGAACUUCGCAGGCGACAGAAGGCGUAGUCGGAGGCAUAACUCCAUCAGCCAGAUCGAUGUUUCAUACAUCACAAAAGGCAGUCAUUUAGCACCGCCUGGUGCUCAAAGUCGAGAUGGCUUACACAAGGUAGCAAGUGCUCCAAAUGUGGGAACAGCGGUGAAAGUAGAACCCCCCGCGUCGCCUGUUAAGACAUCAGCUAGUACCACUCCAUCUUCUUCAACAGAAAGUGAAAUCGACGAGAAAGAAAGAAGUCGGUUGGCAAGGAAGUAUGUAGUGCACACACACACAAAUAAUUAUUGUAAUUGCAAGCUCGAUUUUUGUGCCAUUUUUAUGGUCUCAAGCGCUUGAAAAUCCAACUGAACUUAAGUGUUUGUGUUCAUGGUCUUGCCAGAUGGUUCUACCCCAGUACAUAAAAGCUGUUAGCAAGGCGUCUUUGGCUUAGAAAGGGUGCGAACCUUUAAAAUGUUGUACCAGCGGAAAAAACAUAAACAAAAACAUCAUUUUGCGGGUUACUCAAGCUGCCUGGAGUGAGUGACCGCGGCGGACUGCGCAAAGAGAUCAACGCAGCCUAACUACGGCUUUUACGCAAAACUUCCUAACAAAUUAUUCUGAAAUUAAGGUUGAAGAGCUGAAAAAAAAAUUAUUUUUUACAGGGAGCGUCGCGCUGCUAGACGAGCCGCUCUUGGAUUAACUGAACCCGAAACGAACGAAUCUACAAAUUCUAGGAAGAACGAAAGAACUACUAGGAAAAGAGCGGAUAGUAAAGGCAGCAAUAAUGAUAGAGGUCAUUUAGAGGUAACUUCACCAGUUAAUGACAGUCGACCCCUCUCACCGCGCUCAUCACCACGCCCAUCACCUCGGAGCUCCCCAAGAUCUUCCCCGACUCAACGAAGAAAGUUCAAGUUUGAGGAACCCAAAACAGAAGGUGAGUGCGGAGUAGAGUGAAUCCGUUCGCUUUAGGCAAGACGUUUCUUCAUGUAAGUAGGUUUCUAUGCUUUAAUUGUUGUGACGGCCCUGCAGAGACGGCUUCGUGUUUGACCUUAUUUUAUGGAGUGGUUUCAAAUGAUUAUGGAUAGAAGUACUUCACGCUUGCUUUGGUUUAAUACUUCGCUUCGCUUUCUCGUCCUCUCUGUGUUAGAAAUCCGCUUGAGGCCUGCCUGGCCCCGCUUGUUCAAAAUUUGUUGAACCAUUUUAAUCGGUGAAAUCAUUAUGCAGUGGAUAUGUGUCAGGAAAACCAAUGAUAGCACUUACACCUUUUAGAGCGCUUUUCAAUUGAGUGUCGAAAGCCAAAACCAAAGUAAUCACAAUGGCCAAUCAGAGUAAAGGAAAUUAUCAGAGGGAGCCAAUGGCAACUCGAAGUAAACGCGUGUAACCGUCCUGUAGUGCGGGAAAACGCGAGUGACCAAGGAGCGAUUGGUUUUAGUUUACAUCUGAUUGGCUGAGAGGGUGGCGCGAGUUUUCUAGGCCAAUCAAACAGCACAGUAAAGCAAAACCAAUUCAAUCCUGGGUUACUUUCAACACUCAAUUGAAAAUUGCUCUAACUGGUUGUAAAUUAUAACAUAAGAACUAAGAAGAUAUGCUGAACAAAAAAAAUACAAAGUGAAAGGAGUCAGAUAAAUAAGAGUGAUGCAACAUGUAAUGUUGAAACCUAGUUGCAACAUUAGAUAAUCCUUAUAUAAGAAAAGGAAAAAAGCAGCCACGAGUAAACUGUUGGGCGUCAAGCGGUGUGAAAUUUACAAGGAGGGGUUUAUAAAGGGUCUAAUGAUCCCAGUGGGAACUAAACAAAACAAUGUAAUCAAAUAAAAGUUUAGAAAAACAUUUUUCUUAGUCUUCGUCACAGUCAUCAUCAUCAUCAUCGUCGUCAACAUCAUGAUUGUCUUCAUAGUGCAGUGUCAUAGCACUAAGAGUUAAUAAUCGUAUUCAAUCGGUCGACUCAUUCAUUUCACUGUCUCUUGGCUUGUUUUUUAGAGAGACUAAACGACCGGUCAAGAGGAAGUAGAGAGGAACAACUACGAUCACCUGAAGACUGUACAAAACUGCGGAAGACUUCAGGGACGUCAGCUCGAAAGAAUGACAACUCGGAGAUAAGAGAUGAAAAAACUUCACCCAGGAAAAAAGAAAUGUCUGUUACAGCAGUUAGUAGGAAAAAGACCCCUGAGGUUAAGAAAGAAGACAAAGAACCUUUGUUCAAUAAUAUAGACCACAACGGGUCAUCUGGUCAUAGAACUAGCGAUGAAAGUACAGACACCGAUGAAAAACUCGGUUCAAGUACCGAUGAUUUAUUAAACGACGACAAUGCGACAAAUAAAAGAAUUGCCGAAGAAAACGAAAAAAGGUCGAGCUCGCCUGAGAGAAGGACUAGUGUAAGCCCAGGUUCUGGUAAUGAUAACCGGCGUACAAGUGUUUCGGAUCCUGAAAAACGUUCGAGUGUUUGUGAAGGCUUUCCAGGGUUUCCAAACAAGAAAAUGAUGUUAUCGAUGCUUUACGGACAACAAAAAUCGACGGACGAAUCGGACCGUAAAAUUAGUGAUCCGAGUUUGCAAGUAGGUGACUCUGUUCAUGAGCGAAAGCAACAAUUGUUAUCUGUUGGAGACAAUGAUGAAGGAGAUCAGAAACCGAUGGAAACGCUGGCCGUUGAAAAUUUAGUUUCUGAUGCGGUGAAAAGGUUGAGCGGAUGUCCUGAGGUGGACGAAGAAAACGAAGGACCGUCAAGUGUUCCUGAGGGUGAUUUUGAAGGAUUGUUAGAUAAGGCAAAGGCUAAAUUAAUGAAGCAACCGUCUGAUGAUAAACCAGACCCGGCCGCAGAGGAGGAAGCCAGACGCCAGGAAGAACUUCGGAGGAGGCAAGAAGAGGAACGCCGUAAACAGGAAGAAGAAGCCGCAAGGAAGGCGGCGGAAGAAGCGACGCGUUUAAAAGAGCUUGAAUGGGAGAGAAUGAUAGUCCUAAAACGUAAACUCAUUGUAAAUGACUUUAAUUUCACCGAGUUAGAAAACGAUGAAGACGAUCUUCUUGAUUCUGCAUCUACUGAUGAAACUGAUGCACAUCACCACCCCCAUGGGGGAGUUCCGGUGUUUGGAAUUCCUCCCCCACCUCCUAUGCCUGGCGGUCCUCCCCCACCUCCCCCACCCCCUGGUGGUGUAGGUCCGCCUCCCCCUCCGCCCGGACCACCAAAAUUGCCUUCAUUGAAUGAUGCUAAUCCAAAGAAAAAGUUAGUUCGUUUGUUUUGGCAAGAGGUGAAAAACUCGCCGCUUAUAAAUGGCGUAAACAAGACAAUUUGGGGAAGUAUUGACACUGUGGAUAUUGAUACCAAGAAACUUGAACAUUUGUUUGAGAACAAAACUGUUUCAAAGAUUAAGGUAAGAGCAUUUGCCGUCAUUUUUGAUUUGUUCUGACUUAGUGGGAGGCUAAGGUCCGUUUUAGGCGUCAAAUUUCGCACCUUCCGAACGUAGUGUAAGUACUUAAGAAAAGGUGUUUUUUAGCGACGCACCUAGCACUUUACGCUUUUAUUAUGCAUUGAUGCUACCAAAUUUGCAUUGCUAAGCGUCUCUACUUUAAAAGAAACGGUUUGCCCAAUCAUUUUGACAAAAUCACUGCCCAAGAAAGCAAAAAGUCCACCUCCGUUGACGUGCGUCGCUCAAAAACGUCUUUGCUUAGGCUCACUAAUGACAUAGAUGAAUGGACUUAGGACGUAAGCAUUAGAAAAGGAGCAUUUUCGACGUCAAAAAAGGACCUAAAACUUGCUUUCCAAGGAACCCUUGCUAACUUAGUUUUGAUAACUUAUCUUUUAUUUAUUUAUUUGUUUAUCUUAUGAAUAGCUGUAUCCAGUUUUUGAACAACUACUGCCUGGACAACAAGGCGACGCACUUUCCACCUGGAGGUCUCGGUUCGAACCGUGCCGCUCCCGAGGCGUUUUUUCUUUGGGCGCUUUCCAUUUGUCAGAACCGACCGGCCAGCCCAUUCCCAUGACAUCGUAAUAAGAAUUUCACUUUUAAUCAAACUAACUAUCCAGAUCAGUCAAAUCCUAAACGUUAUGCACUAAGGUGAUGGUUUUUCAGCAAAACCUCUUGCAAAAAACCUAUUUCAUUGCCAAAAUGUCUGGUCUGGCCAUGGUCCGGCCGGCCAGUUCUGACUUUUGGAAAGCGUCCGUAGACUCUGUUUUCUAAAGUCCACGAAUGGGUAUUGGUGACAUUCCUGGGUUAAACUCAGCAUCCCAUCCGAGGGGUGGUAAUAGGCUUAGCCUGGGACCAGGCUAUAACAGGCUGAAUUAGCAAAAACAACUCAACGCCAAAUGAGAACUCGAAAGCGCUCUGAAAGGACUGAACGCGACUUCCGGUGUUAAAAUUGCCGGUCUGCUAUUGGUCAAGUUGGUGUCCAUGUUGGCUUUGCUAAAGCUGCGUAAUAUUUCCACAAGGUGCUUCAUGGCACGAAAGAUUCGUGGCUUGUGCUAGGCGUUGUACAAGUCUAACUCUCACCCUCGUGGUCAAUGAGUAAUGUAUUCUGUACCAUUUGGGUCGACUUCCGGGCAGGUGGCUAAAAGAUUUAUUGAAACACUUUUUUCUUUUUUUAUUCCGUUGUAGAAGUGUGAAAUAGAAGACAAAGACAAGAAAAAGGAGAUAGUCGUGCUUGAAAUGAAACGCUCCCAAGCAAUCAACAUUGGUUUGACAAAGCUUCCACCGAUCAGAACAUUGAAGCAAGCUAUCCUAAACAUGGACAAUGCAGUGAUUGACAGAGAGGGAAUUGACGUAAGUACAGCUAGUCGUUAGUCUACAUUGUAGUCUUAUACUCAGACGUUGUUUUGGCUUGUCACGCAGUGCUAAGGAGGAUUGCGUGACGAGCCAUGAAAAUGUUUACGUAAGAUGCUACAGCUGUUCUUGUUGUUGAGAGCUGUCAUAAGCAACCACGACGGCGACAACGGCCAAAUCUUACGUUCAAAAAGAGAAAAAUAAAAUUGCUGUCUUGUGUACGAAAAUAACCCAAGAAUGAUAAAAUGGGAAAGGCCUCACUUCCGUUUGACGUCACUCGUGCGUCGCUUCCAAGUAUAUAGCCUGCAGUGCAGACGUUUUUUUCGGGCGCGCGAAUGUUUUGCUCGCGGGAGCGCCAUGUUGAAACUCGAAAGUGAGAGGAGAAAAUGGAGGGAAUUUUUUUUCCCCCCUCCCCCUCUCCCCUUUCCUUCUUUCGCUCUAGCACCUACCCUAAGGGUUACUAUUCUUACUGUCCCUAAUCUUCCACCGUCAUAACAUCAUAGAUGGCGGUUACAACAGUACGAACAUAAAGAAGCAGCUCUCGCCCGCCCAAAAUACGCCUACACUGCAGGCUACCAAGUAUAUUAAUGACCCUUCCCUGUAUAAGCCUUCAUUGCAGUCACCAACUGUCCUUUUUUAAAAAAAACUCCAUUCACGCAGACGAUCAAUGCGAGAAUAACAAAAGUAAAUAUCAUGAGGUAUUCGCAACACGUUUUUGUUUCUUUUGACUUCAGAUAGAUUUUGAUGGUUUGCGAUUUUUUUGGCUUGUUUCAGAAAUUGCUUCAGCUGCAGCCAACAAUGGAAGAAAAAACCAAGAUACAGGAAGCGCAGAUGUCAAAUCCAGACAUUCCUCUGGGAACAGCAGAACAAUUUUUGUUGACCAUGUCCUCUAUUAACGAGUUAACUCCACGCCUUCACUUGUGGUCCUUUAAACUGGAUUAUGACCAGCUUGAAAGGGUGAGGCUGUAAACAGUUUGGUAGAUUUUGGCCUUGUUUAUGUGGUACCCCCCCCCUCCCCCCUCCACUCGCUAUUCGUGGGGAGCAAGUUGUCGCAGUGGCGAGAGCGAUCGCCUUUCACUCAUUUGGCCCAAUCGUGCUUUCCCCUGCCCUCAAAACAAAUUCCAAUUCGAUAUGGAACGCUCGCAAACAUUAAAACGGGUUUUUGAGUGUUUUCCCGAUUUCGUUUACUUGAGAAAUGUAAUCACUCUAGAAGAAGGGUGUACCGAAAUAGGUUUUACUUUCCUGUGAGGGUGAUGUAGCGGGAUCAGGUUACAUCAAAAAUAAAAUGGAAAAGUUGUCUACGCAAGUGGGUUGGUGCGAACGGGACACAAAGGCUCCCGCGGGGUAAAAUAUGGGUAUAAUAUAAAUACUUUAUUUAUACUGCAAAAAUAGAUCAGCUGAGUAUGAAAAAACAGCUGGUAUAAACCUAUGUGCAGUAAUAAAAUAUUUCGAGAUUAAAAAGAAAACUGAAACAAUAGUAAUACAUGGAAACUACGGAAAAUUCCGGGUUAAAAGUAUAAGAUCUGUAGCAGGAACAGGUUUUUACAAGCUUCCAAGUACAUGGUGUUAAAAGUUGAUUGUAAAUGGUCACAGAAAGUUUUUUUAAAAAACAGAGUGCUGGAAAGACUGAGGACCAGAGAAACUUUUAAGAGGAGCCAAACUGCAAGUGCAGUUCCACAAUUCAACUAUGUGAUUAAAGUGCAAGGCCUGAAAGGUGUUAAAUUAAUAGGGGACAACCUUUCUUCAGUUGUGAGAAAGACAAGUUCAGACCGGCUUAUAAUCAGUUAUCUCGGCACACGUUUCUUCUAUUACACAUGCGCACAUUUCACCCUCUUUUUAUUCGUGCGAGCUUAUCGUCGGACGAAGGCAUUGGAGGCUUGUUGGCAGAGAGAAUAUCUUUAUACUCAUGAGUAACAAAACGUUUCUAUUUUCGUAGGAAGUAGCAGAACCGCUUAUGGACCUAAAAGAAUCUAUACGGGAAUUGCAGAACAAUGAAACUUUUAAGCACAUCUUGGCAACUCUUCUGGCCAUUGGAAACUUUCUUAACGGGAAGAAGGUUCGUGCAUCAACCAUAGUUACAGCUACAUAUUCUUACGAUACCUUCUGUUACCAGUGUAGAGCUUGGAAGGUCAAAUAGGGCGAUUCUUAAGAGAUUUGUUUUAUUAUUUAAAAUUUCUAAGUAAUGACCCUAUUAUUUUCUAUGGACCAAUGAGACAAAAGGGCGAAAAAGUCAUUGUGCUUAAUCCACCAAACAAAACCCAAUCAUAUCCUAGGAAUUUAUUAUUGUUUUUACAAAAAGCAUUGGUGUGCCAGAUUAGUAAUGUGAUUUUUGACUUACGUCAUCAGUAUGGAAUUUGCGAGGCCAAAACGGUUGCUGAGAUCGCGGUUCGAGCAAUUGAUAUCUCAGUUAGAAGAUCAGCUCGUCUUCUCAUAUAAACACACCGAAAUCGUGAGAGCACAUACGGCAUGAGCCGAGCCAACGACCUGGCUAACUAACUAACUCUAAAGAAAUGCGAACUAAUCAGAAAGGCCGUUGUAUUUCAGGUAAAGGGUUUUCAGUUGGACUACCUGGCAAAGGUGCCGGAAGUGAAGGACACUGUACACAAGCAAUCAUUAUUAUAUCACUUGUGCUGUAUGGUGAUGGAGAAGUUUCCAAACUCUUCUGAUUUUUACAGUGAUUUGGGCGCCUUACAUCGAUCGUCCAGGGUAAUGUGGAUGUUCAGUCCUAGUAAUAUAAUCGUUUAUUAUUUAAAGAUGAAGUGCAAUGAUUCACUACGGAACCACGAAUUUUGCCAGCAGGUUAAAAGUUCAAAAUGUUGGAAAUUCCUUCAGGGAAUUUGUUUUUGCAAAACAGAAGUAGAGACAGAAAAGUAGUAAACAUAACGAUCGAAUGAGAUUUAAUUGGAACUAUGAUCUAUUUUUAGGAUCGUGUGGCUUUUUUCUGCGCGCUUCACUUAAUCUUGAAGUUUAGUGAUAUAAAGUAAUACAAUUCUUUUAUUUUAUCCCCCUAGCCUCGCCGCCUGGUACAAUUUUAUGUAUAUCAAGAUUAAUUUAGUGGAUCUUUUUCGUUGGCAUUCUGGUGGCAUUCAAAUUACAGUCAACUCCCGAUAACUCGAACUUUUUUCGAUUUCCCUUGAAGGUUCGAGUUAUCGGGAGUCGACUGUAGUUAAUUGAAUUUUUCUCUUUUUGUUAUGAUUGGCCAGAAUAGUCUCAGGUCCGGUUCAGACGUCGCUCCACUCAUAUAAGUACGGCAAAAGAGCGGCGUCUGAAUCAAUUUGGUGCGGCAAAAAUUCGACAGAGAAGUUUUGUGGAACUUAACUUAGGCUUAGACACACGGUGCGCCGUCUGAAUCAUAUGUCGCGCUAGUGUCGCUCCAAAGUCGAACUUAUUCAGUUAGUUUCGGCACAUCAAAAGUACGGCGUCUGAACCAGGCCUCACUUAACUGUUAACUGGUUUCAGGUGGUCGUUUGUUUGCCUCUUCUGAAAAGCAAAUUUCACUUUUUUUUUAUGACCCCUUUUCUUCCGACGUUAAUCUUUUAAUGAUGAACUUUCAGGUGGAUUUUGACGUCGUACUUGACAACUUAAAGAAGUUACGUGAGAAUUGCAAAAAGUCGUGGGAGUACUUAAGCAUUGUUGCUAAACAUGAUAGCGCCAAACAGUUCAAGAGCAAGUGAGUACCUAACUAACGUGAUCUUAACUUAAAACAACUGUUUUCGUUGCGAGGCGUCUCUGCAGUUGUGCGGGGCGCAAAGGAGGACGGGAUUGUGAAAGAUGUCUUUUGCUUUUGGUUCCUCCUUCCUAAAAUGCCUGGCACAACGCUAGAUUCCAGUCGCUCGCUUGCACCGUCCCGCGCGAUCACGCAAAAACCUUGCAGAGGGUACUAUUCAAUCCAAAUGGGAUUAAAUUAUACUUACAGUAAUGAUAGCCAUAUGCUUUUAUUCUGGACUGGACUUCUGAAGUUUUAUUUUUCCGUAGUUACCCGAGUCGUGCGAACCGGUGCAACCUGUAUGCAGGUUUUAUCAUAGCAAACGCUCGGUGUUGAUUCGACAGGAAUUCAUUCAUACCAUUCCCUGGAUAAAAUCGAAACGUGUUAAUGGAGUUUUAACCUUAUUUUUGGUGCUGAUGGAAAAAGGCAUAGAUUUUUUUCGGUGCUGGUGGAAAAAAGAGCUUAGAUUCUUGUUGAGAAUAUUAAUACUUAAUAUUAUUUCGCAGAAUCGCACCAACAAAUGGGAUAAGCGAAUCAUCUUAUGCGUAAGGAACUAUCAUAUUUGUCAUUUAAAAGGAGUUAGACUAGUGUGAACUUAAUAAUUUAAUUGUUGUUCUUUUGCCAGAAUGAGCGAAUUCUUAGCCGAUGCGCAGGAACGAAGCACGAUUCUCAAGGUCGUCCACAGACGCGUAAUGAACAGGUCAGUGGUCUUACCUAUUUCCGAACAAUGCUCGAAAGAUUCCAAAAGGGCCCGAAAUUUUUCCUGAACGUGUCUCGUGCUUAUACCAGGUCAUUGUUUUAUUUAUUCGUAGAUUCCGCAAGAUGUUGUUGUACUUAGGACUACAGACAAGUGCAGUUAAUAACACAAAGGUAAAUUUAAAUUAAGAAUUAGUUAUACGAAGUGUGAGAGCCCUGUGAACGGAUCCAACAGGUUGAAAGUAGAACCUAGUAACCGCAAAGGUUCCAGAAAACUUUGGCAGCGCAGUUGGUACCCAGUCUCCCUCAAUUUGUGCAGUGGAGAAUACCGUUUUUAUAUUAAUUUUGUUUUUGCCAGGUCAACGAGUUUUGCAAGAUUAUAAGCGAGUUUUCCUUGGAGUACCGAACGACCAGAGAGCGAGUGAUUCAAAUGAAGAAGAAGAAAGAAAACAUGAGGGAGAGAAGCAAAACGAGAGGAAAACUUAUCACGGAAACAGAGGUAACGGCAAACGAUAUUUUUCAAAUUAGUAAUAAGGAAUUGUUCACCCAUGUUGCUGCAAAAUGCUACGGAGCUUAUUAAGUUCUAGUAUUUGUAUAAUCGUUCGGAUCGCCCAAGUCGUCGUGAGACAAUCAUAUGAAAACACCUUGACCUUUGAUGCGAUCCGGGAAAAUUCAGACGGUUGGGUGGUCGCAAGUCUCGUUUCCACCGUUUCGGUUGUCCCAAAAUCUCACACAAUCGAGGCGAUUGUGACGGCCCGGAAGAUUAUUGAAAUAAUCUGUAAAGUUAUUUGACUAUAAAAAUUGAUUUAGUGUUCUUUUCCUUGUUAUACACAGUCCUACUCGGCGGCAGCGAAAGUUUCCUCCGAGGAGAACAUUGACGCUUUCCGCCGAGCGCUUAUCUCUAAUGGAGACGACACGGAUAAUGCAAGAGAAAAGUUAAAAAGCGCAACACUACCCGGACUUCGAAGUAGAGGAAAAAGCGCUGGGCCAUCACGCAACGACACGAUGAUGCAUUCACAAGAUGAAUUCCCCGAUGACAACACAGAUGAAGUCAUUAACACGCUGGCCAAAUCUGCUACUGUACCGGACUCAAGAACACGAGUGCGCAAGCGUAAUAGGGCCACCAAUAGGAAGUCAGGUUAGUGUUAUCAGAAGCGCAUACGGAAAAGUGGCCAAAGUCAGAAUUUCCAAUUAAGAAAUUUCCAAAUUUCUUUUUGUGAAAUACUGAAAACAAAUAACAUUAAGUGAAAGAACUGGCAAGGAGAAUUCGUUUGAAUGGUCACACCGUAGUGUUUCGUCCACAGACUCAAAAGUGAAAACCACCUUACCAGGUUUCAUUCACUAAGUCUGCAGAGCAGGCGCUAUUUGUUCGCGUUUCUCGGGCAAACGAAGCACGAAGCGGGCGUAGAGCGCGAGACACGCGCGACGGGGGAAGGUGCCGAAAAUUUUUCUCUUUGUCUUCCCUGUCGCGUGUGUCUGGCGAUCUUCACUAGCUUCGCGCGUGCCUUCGCUCGCCUGAAUAACGCGAAAAACUAACGCCGCCCUGUUCUACAGGCUGCGUUCAAUCUGAGAGUAACCCUAACCGAAGCCUUUCGUUUGACCGCUCGCGCGUUCUUGGCCCACGGAAAAAUACGGGCUGUUUUGUAGUCUAAGUUAAGACAAACAGCACUUCUUGAUUUUCUCUGAAAAAGGAAAGAAUGUCAGUUGAUUUCAAGGUUCAGCGUUAAUUUUUAUACAACGUUUGUCAUUUGUUCUUGUUGUAGUUCGAAGAACGUUGAAAAGCGGUAUCAGCCCGGAAGACAUGGAAAAACUUACCAAGCAGGUUAAUAUUUUGGAUAGCAAAUGACGCUUGUCGACUUAACUUAAUAUACAGAAUUUAUCGUAAUUAUAUUUUAUACAAAGAAAUAGUUCUAUGUGAUAUUUUAUUCCAAAGAAAGUUUGUUCUAAACAGGCUGGAUGGUCGACUGGCGUGUUCUAUAGUUCCUCAACCCUAAGACCAAAUUUGGGUAUUUGUAAAUAAAUUGUAAUUUUUUAGGACCUUGUAAAUUUAAUGUUUUUCCACGCUGCUUUUGAUACCAAGAAACGGCAGUCGAUUGCCAAAUUUACGGUAUAUUUUAUAGUUACGAAAUUGUUUCUCGUUAGGUAGAGUUUUAACAUGUAAUAUAUUUUUCUCAUCCGGAGGGUUAGAUAAACCUUGGAGUAUUUUGAAAGGCAAUAGAUUCUCGGCUUUCCGGAUUGCAGUUACCCGUGAUUGUGGUGCGAUCAUAUUUGUUUGUUUAACAUCGACGCGCGCAGAUUUUCAAAAGUUUUAACGAUACCAGGCUGUGGUUGUUCAAGGCGAUGAACUCAUCAACCGUCACUCUCUGUAAUUCAUGAAAGACCAAUAUCAAAUUUUAUUUUGUAGCAUGUGAAAAAAAACCCAGUUAUCUGGGCAUAUGAUCAGUUUAAGACACGGAAGUUUUCGUAGGGACUUUUUCACUGGUUAUCGGACGGGGGAGUGCUCAAGAUGACGACAUAUCCACGAUCAGAUAUAACAGCCCAAUUAGCUCCAUUUAUUUCAGCGAAAAAAAAAACUGCCCACCCGUACGAUUUCCUCCAUGUGUGAUUUUGGCGGGGAUGGAACGAAACAGUUUUCUUUGCUAAAACUGAAGCCCGUUUCAAACGUCGAAGUAUGCACGUGUGGAGUUCGACAAACGCUUGAAACGCGCGUUAAUCUGUAUUAGCGCCGUUUUCCGCCAGCGAGCAGCCAAGUCUGGGUGACUAUAAUCAUUUUCUUGGAUUUGUUGUAUACGAUUUAGUAAAUUUUGAAUUUUGAUUGCGUAUUGAAAGUCCUUUGUAAUUUAUUUAUGUCCUUCAAAACAGUUCGUUGUUUCGCUUUAAUACGCGGGUAGCAAGGAUAGUUUAUAGAGGGUAUCUUGUAAUUGUACCACAGGGAAUUCAUUUCAUAUCAUCCAUAUUUAUACCCCCAAGGCUUUUAUUUUGUUAAGUGCAGCAAGGAGACAGUUUAUAUAAAAAAAGUGUAAUCCUUCGCAGUUUGUCUUUAGAGUCAACUUGUGCAAUUUCAUACGGCGAAUAAAGGAGGAGUGCUCGUGAUUUCCUUUCAGUUCGGUUUUCCAAUACCCCGGGGUACUGGAUUUGGGUGGAACAGGAAACACGGGUAAAAUUGGCGGGGAAGAAAGGUUCCGAUAGGCAAUUGCUUUGCCUUUCAUGAAAGUCUCUUCGCUCCACCGAUUUCAGUGCUUUUUUAUCACUCCGACUAAGUGUCUGUGUGUCCGAGGUUGCUUGAGAUUUUGGCUUCUGCAUAAGGAACCAAUAAGCCAUAUUUUAAUGCCCUAUUUACGUCAAACUUGUUGUCAAUUUGUUAUUUAUAUUUUUCAAUAUUUCCGAAACCACAUGAAGAAGCCCUAUAAAAUCUCUGCCGGCAAGGUUUUAAGUCAAGGUUUUAAGUUCUUAACACAAGGGUUCAGUAAAGACUUACCUUAUGUGAGUUGGGACUCUUAGAUAAUCAGCUUUACUCUGUUUUGGUAAUGGACUUGCUGAAUAACGUGAAUAGGCUAUUUCCAUGUUUUGAAACUCCUCACUUUGACUAUGAGGCCGGGUGCAAAACCGAAAUGGUCCGUUCCAUUUGAUUUCUAACCGAAAUUUCCGGAAUUUUGGGCUGAAUCGAAAGCGCCCCCUUUUUUUGGAAAUUGAAGGCAAUCGCUUUGGCCAGUUUUUAAACACAGGCUAUCUUAAAGACCAAUCAGAACUUGUCAAGCGCGAGAAACCACGUGUCAGCAAGUCGCAUUUGAUUGGUUGAGAAAAUGAGGCGAUGUCCUCUUAACCAAUCAUAUAAAAGCUUACUAAAUACUUGAUUGAGACCCGCUCUUUUGAUCCCUCUCUUUAAUAUCAGAGACAAGCUCUGAGUCCCAUUUAACCUUUGAUCGGAAUUUUUUUCUGUAGCGCCGAGCACUUUUUAACAGUUGUUUUCCUCUUGAAAUUUAUGAAAAGUUAUCAUUACACCCAGGGGGGUUUAUGA